Antechinus flavipes (yellow-footed antechinus) is the source of this 2501-nucleotide messenger RNA. RefSeq names its product basic leucine zipper nuclear factor 1 (gene BLZF1). The coding region runs from base 141 to 1346 and encodes 401 amino acids. The record is from RefSeq and is a predicted model, not a curated record. The transcript has 7 exons. NCBI's taxonomy places the organism in Eukaryota, Metazoa, Chordata, Mammalia, Dasyuromorphia, Dasyuridae. Gene Ontology annotation, cellular component: Golgi membrane. Gene Ontology annotation, biological process: Golgi to plasma membrane protein transport; Golgi organization.
GAAGGAGUCAGAGGAGAAAGAGAAGCUAGGUUUGUCUGUAUGGCUGCGGGCGGCUGUGCAUCCCAGACCUGGGAAAAAGGAAGAAAAGUAUUCCGCGAAAUCUACGCAGUCAUCGGGUAAAGUGCUCUAAAUAAGGAAAAAUGACUUCCCUUGAAAGUCCUGAAGUCAAAGUAAGUCCUGCUUCAGUACCAAUCCGUGGAGCUGGAGAUGGAAUGGAAACUGAGCAGCCAUCUAAGUCAGUGGAAGUUACCUCUGGAGUCCAUCCACAGAGCUGUCAUGGCCUGCGAAGUCCGCGGAAGAAACCUGUUUCAUCACUGAGCCCAGGAGUGCUUCAGCUGGGCAAGAUUAUCACUGACAAAGCAGUAGAAGUUGAAGCUGUUCGAAUACUAGUUCCCAAAGCUGCUAUAACUCAUGAUAUCCCUGCCAAAAAUGCCAAACUAGUUAAAUCUUUGGGACAUCAUAAAGGAGAACUUUUAAGUCAAUCAGAUGGAGUCAUAGAUCCCAGAAAAGAGGUGGCAGAGCUAAAAAACCAAGUGGAAAAACUCAGAAGUUCUGAAAAGAGAUUGCUGCAGGACAAAGAAGGGCUUUCCAACCAGCUCCGUGUGCAGACAGAGGUAAAUCGUGAAUUAAAGAAGUUGUUAGUAGCUUCUGUUGGGGAUGAUCUGCAAUAUCACUUUGAACGUUUGGCUCGUGAGAAAAAUCAGCUUAUUUUAGAAAAUGAGGCCCUGGGUCGGAACACAGCUCAACUCUCUGAACAGUUAGAACGCAUGUCUAUACAAUGUGAUGUAUGGCGAAGCAAAUUCCUAGCAAGCAGGGUUAUGGCUGAUGAGUUAACCAAUGCUAGAGCAGCUUUACAGCGUCAAAGCCGGGAUGCCCAGAGUGCUAUUCAAGACCUCCUCAGUGAACGAGAACAGUUCCGGCAAGAAAUGAUCACUACUCAUAAAUUACUAGAAGAACUCUUGGUUUCCUUGCAGUGGGGUAGAGAGCAGACUUACUACCCUAGUGAACAACCCCAUAGCACUGCAGAGCUGGCCUCAGCAAAUCACAGACUGGCCACAGCACUGAAUUCCCACCUGCUUGGAAAUGUUGGCACUAAGAAUCUAAAAAAGGCUUCCCCUGCAUUUGAAUUCUGUAGUACUCCCGCUGAAAAAAUGGCCGAAACAAUUCUGCGAAUUUUAGAUCCAGCUACCUGUACAGAAAGCUCAUCUGAAAUAUUUUCAGAAUCUUCACCAGUCACUUUGCUUUCUACAAAAAAAAAUAUUGGACGAUUCCAUCCAUAUACUAGAUAUGAAAAUAUAACUUUCAACUGCUGCAAUCACUGCCAGGGAGAACUUAUUGCCCUUUAAAAGAAUUCAAAUCAGUGUCUUUAGAAUGUCCUAGAAUCUCUUAUCAUUACUUGAGUUAGCUAUUUGGGGGCGAGGGUCUUAUUAGGACACCAUGUAAUGGUACUCUUUCUACUUAUAUACUGGAUUUCUCCAAAGAAUUUCCAUGUAUUGAACUUUAGAUCUUUUUCAUAUUUAGGUACUCAGGGCAUAAAAAGCACAAAACUCUAAAACUACUAAUCACCAAUAAUACAAGCUUUCCAAAACUUCAUACUAUGCUUUCUUUAAAGUUUGUAGUCUUGGAAUUCUCUUGGUAGUUAUGAUUUUAAAAUCUCUCCAAAAGGUGGUAUCAACUUAGUUUAAAAACUUCUCCAGGACCAGAUUCUUUACCUCCAUUGGAUUUGUGCAGUGUUCUUUGCAUUUCUAUUAAAAUCCAAAAUGACUACACUGAUUUUUACCAGUUUAUGGGGUCCCAAAAGAACAUGCUAAUAAGGUAUGUUUACCUUAAUAGAAAAGGGGAAAAAAUAAAGUGUAAUAAGCUUUAUGGUUCUGAAUAAAUGAUUGAAAAGAAUAUGUUCAGCACAAAACGUACAUAUGAUGUUAGGGGGUUUUCAGAUUGGUGUGUAAAGCUGAUGAGAAAAACAAUUGAAAUGAUUAAACUAAACCGUAGCAAAAGUGAUGCACAAUAGUGAUGAUAUUGAACAUAUAUUUUACUUGUUUUUUUUUUUUAAUAAGUAUUCUAGUCUUGAUUUGUACAGAUCUGAGUAAUAGGCCUUUAAGAGACCUUUUAAAUUUGAAAGAUUCUAUACAGCAUGUAUUUUUUUUAAAAACUGUAACAUAACAGACCAUUAAUAUCUUUAUAAACCCAAAGAAGAAAAUCAGCCCAUUAGUUGAAACUUUGUUUUCAUCAUUGUUUUAUUAUGUAUCAGUGGUUUGAGUCCUUAAAAACUGUACUCAUUUUGUACCAGAUUACCGGACUCAUUUAAAUUAGUUCCCUCUGUAAUUAUACCAAAUCAUGCAGAUGAGUUACAGAAGUGCCUAUUAGAAAUCUCCAAUGGUCAGAUAUAAAUAUGAUGUGUAUGUUUUUUGUCAAAUGAAUACUUGUUUCUGGUUGCAAUGUUUGGAUUAAUUUAUUGUUUCAAAUGGCAAUAAAUAUAUUUAUCUUUUCCUGCAGUAAAA